CAUGGCGGCGCACUAAAAACGCCAGGAUCGAAAGCAUUAUCAUCCUACGAACGGUCAUCAUCACUUUCCUGACUUCGAAUUAUUACCAGGUCGUGAGUCCCCUUAUUUGACGGGAUGGAUGCUCCAAUUGGUGGAAAGGCCACCAAAAUGCCUAAGGUGGCCAAGGUGAAAAACAAGGCACCAGCUGAGAUACAAAUCACAGCUGAACAGCUCCUCCGAGAAGCUAAGGAAAGGGACUUGGAAAUUGUUCCUCCUCCUCCAAAGCAAAAGAUAUCUGACCCAGAGGAGUUGCGAGACUAUCGCAUGAGAAAGAGAAAACAGUUUGAAGACAACAUCCGAAAGAAUAGAGGUUUGAUAUCAAACUGGAUCAAGUAUGCACAAUGGGAAGAGAGUCAGAGAGAAAUUCAGAGAGCACGGAGUGUCUUCGAAAGAGCACUGGAUGUGGACCAUCGAAAUAUUACCCUAUGGCUCAAGUACACGGAGAUGGAGAUGAGAAACAAGCAGGUGAAUCAUGCUCGGAACUUGUGGGAUCGGUCUGUCACAGUCCUCCCAAGAGCCAACCAAUUUUGGUACAAGUAUACCUACAUGGAAGAGGUCCUUGGAAACAUUGCAGGGGCAAGGCAAGUCUUUGAACGAUGGAUGAUGUGGGAGCCUGAUGAGCAGGCUUGGCAGACAUACAUCAAGUUUGAGUUAAGAUACAAGGAGCUGGACAGAGCAAGAACUCUCUAUGAGCGUUUUGUCAUGGUCCAUCCUGAUGUGAAGAACUGGAUAAGAUAUGCCAGGCAAGUAUCACAUGAAAGCAAUGGCUAUAUUCAGAAUGCAAGGCGCAUCUAUGAGAGGGCAGUGAGCUUCUUUGGGGAUGACCACUUGGAUGAACGACUCUUCAUUGCUUUUGCCAAGUUUGAGGAGGGCCAGAAAGAGCAUGACAGAGCUCGAGUUAUAUACAAGUAUGCUCUGGACAACAUCCCAAAAGAUAGAUGCGAGGAGCUGUACAAACAGUACACAAUCCAUGAGAAGAAAUAUGGUGAGAAAGCUGGGAUUGAGGAUGUGAUUGUCAGCAAGCGAAAAUUCGCCUAUGAGGAGGAAGUCCGAACCAAUCCGAUGAAUUAUGAUGCUUGGUUUGAUUACUUGCGGUUGGUUGAGAGUGAAGGAAACAGUGAGGUCAUACGAGAGACUUAUGAACGUGCUGUUGCAAAUGUUCCCCUGAUCAAGGAGAAGAGGUAUUGGAGGAGAUACAUAUACUUGUGGAUCAACUAUGCAUUGUAUGAAGAGCUGGAGGCUAAAGAUAUGGAGAGGACUCGAGAAGUCUAUAAGGCUUCCACUGCACUGAUUCCUCAUAAGAUCUUCACCUUUGCCAAGGUCUGGCUCCUGUAUGCCUACUUUGAAGUGCGACAGAAGAACUUGGCUGCUGCACGCAAAGUCUUGGGUACUGGAAUCGGAAUGUGCCCAAAGGCCAAAAUUUUUCGAGGCUACAUUGAGCUAGAGAUUCAGCUGCGAGAAUUUGAUCGUUGCCGCAUCCUGUAUGAGAAGUUUCUGGAAUUUGCACCUGAAAACUGUUCCACAUGGCUCAAGUUUGCAGAGUUGGAAAGGCUUCUAGGAGAUGAAUCCCGAGCCAGGGCCAUCUUUGAUUUGGCUAUUAAUCAGCCCAGGCUGGAUAUGCCAGAGCUUCUAUGGAAAGCCUACAUUGACUUUGAAAUAGAAAUGGAAGAGUAUGAGAAGGUUCGUUCCAUCUAUGUCAAGUUGCUGCAGAGGACACAACAUGUCAAGGUAUGGUUGAGUUUAGUUCGCUUUGAGACUGACCUCGGAGAGAUGGAAAAAGCACGCAAGGUGUUCGAACGUGGUAACGGAGUUCUGAGAGACAUUGACCGAGAAGAGGUGAAGGAAGAACGGGUCAUGCUCCUUGAAGAGUGGCAGCGAUUUGAGGCUGCACAUGGAAUGCCGGAGCAACGAGAUAAGGUGGCUCGACUCAUGCCACGCAAGGUGAAGAAGAGGAGGAAGAUUCAGACUCAGGAUGGGAUGGAUGCUGGAUGGGAGGAAUACUUUGACUAUAUCUUCCCUGAAGAUGAGGCAGCCAAGCCCAAUCUCAAACUUCUUGCCAUGGCUAAGUUAUGGCGAAAGCAGAAGGAACAGACUGAAAAUAGUGAGGACUCUGAAGAAGCUUCUUCAAUGAAAGAAAAUGACUCCAUGUCUGAAUCUUGAUCCUCAGGCUUUCAUCCAUUUUGUAUUUGUGAUAAUUAAAGUCUUUUGGAUGUUACUUUCA
Darwinula stevensoni is the source of this 2260-nucleotide messenger RNA. The record is from the annotation of a GenBank genome assembly. NCBI's taxonomy places the organism in Eukaryota, Metazoa, Arthropoda, Ostracoda, Podocopida, Darwinulidae.